AUGUACAAAUUGUUAUUAAACGAAUUAGACAAGAAACUAGAAGAGGAGGCUGAAUGUGAUGAUGAAGGCAACGACAGUGAAUUCGACGACAAUGAUGACAAUAGUGACGAUAAUAAUGAAGAAGUACAAGCAGAAGGUUUUGAACAACAAGAAGAACUAUUUGUGGAAGAUGAAAUUAAAAGCGACGACAAAAUGAUCAGAAAUAAUCACUCACACGACAAGAGUGAGGAUAUCGUCAAUCAGAAAAAGAGGAAAGGGAAAGCAAAGGAUAAUAGCAAUAGUGAUGAUAUGCUACAAGAUGAUGAUGAUGCUGAUAUAAGUAACGUCGACACAGAAGACGAUGAUAUCAUCUUAUCAGAAGAUCCAAUCUAUUCAACAGAUCCUAUUAUGAAUGUAAAUUUGAAAGAAUUUCUAUGUAAUUUCCUAUCUGAUUUAUCUCAUCAAAUUUAUUAUAAUGAAUUUAGUCGAUAUCAUACAUCAUUGGAGUUGGCAACACUUCAACGAAUUGGUAUUUUACCUCAAAACAAUGAAUAA
This is a messenger RNA of Schistosoma mattheei, 534 nucleotides long. NCBI's taxonomy places the organism in Eukaryota, Metazoa, Platyhelminthes, Trematoda, Strigeidida, Schistosomatidae. The record is from the annotation of a GenBank genome assembly.